AUUCCUCCGAGAUUAAUAAAAGUUUCUCCCUUUGGCAUGACACCGCCCAAAAAGGAGCGAUGCCGAACCGAUACCGAGUUCGUCGGGUUGACGCCCCGAAAAAGCGAUUUCCAUCACUGGCGCCACCCGUGGCACCAAUACAAAAAAAUUACUCCCUCCGUCCAUAUAUGAUCUUCCCAUUACGCGUUACGAGGCUUGACCAACUUUAUUUUCAAUUCAAUUUAAUUGAUUAUAGGAGUAAAAUUUUAAAAUAAAAUUUAUAUAGUAAUAAGCUACAUGAAAAGUUCUACAAAACUAGAGGUGACAAGACUAUAUUAUUUUAUGAAAAUACUAGUAAAAUUGAGUAAACAAAGUGAGUAAAGUUUAACCCUGUGAAUAGUGACUGGAAGAUCUAUGGUAGACAGAGGGGUAUAUUUUUUGGGUCUCUUAAAUAUUGAGUAAAAUAAAAAAAGUGGAAGAGAGAAAGUAAAAAAAAGAGAGAAAGAAGAGAAGUACAAAAAAAAAGGAAGAGAGGAUGAAAAGAAAGGGAUAACGCAAGGAAAAAAAUGGGAGAGAGAGAGUGCACUUGGCAGUCGAAGAAAAAAAAAAGAAGAAACAAAGGAAACUAAAGACCAAACGUGAGCCUUAUAUUAUAUUUUUUCUAUUUUAACACUCUUAUCUUCUUUAUUGAUUCAUCACCCGCUUUAUCCAUAGACUCCUUGUGUUGCAUUCUCUUAACUGGUGUUAAAGUCGACAUCUUAUCACCAAGCGUUGUCAUUUGAUUGUCCUCAGAUUCCACGAAUUCAUUUAUUAAAUUCUGCAAGACAAUUAAUAAAGUGUUUGUCAAUUAACGUCACGUAUCUGAAGCUUGUCAUUUACUAUACCUAAAACAAAAGUAAAGAUAGUAUGUGAAGUUUAACCUUUACGCAUGAUGAAGUUUCACGAAUAGAGAUGCAAUGCGUUGAUGUUUUUUCAGUAGUUGAAAAUCCGAGAGUCACAUCAGUCUAUAUGCAACACCAUAAUCCAUCCAGAAUGGAAGACAAGGAGAGUAUCACUGAAUUUCAUGGCAGAGUGAGAGAUUUGGCAAAUGAAGCAGAACGUCUUGGAAGACCUUUUGAAGAAGACAAUCUGGUUCUAAAGUCUCCACCAGAUGCUCCAGUUCAAGAAGACGAAGAGUUCAUCCAAAUCCUAGAUGAAGAUCCUCUUGUUGCAGUCUCAAAAGUCCCAUUCCAGAAGGAAUCUGUAGCAAAGAAGAGCAAGAAGAAAGUGAUUCCCAAUACAAUUCCUCAACGAAGAUCUAAGCGGAAGUUGAAGCUGGAGGAAGACCUAAUUCCAGAAGCACCACCCCAGAAGAAGCAAUCAUCAUCCUCCUCUCCUAUGGACCCUGCAGCAAAGGAUCAAAAGUUCAUAUGCUAUCUUACACACACCAACACUGUCUCUAAGAUUAUGGCCAGACUUCUCUACAAGAUUAAGCACAACAUUCCUUUUGACCUAGGACAACUAAUCUUUGAUCAAAUAAUGCUCUUUGCAGCUGAGAAAUACAAGGUCAACUCCAUUGGGCUUCCCUAUCCAACACUUCUCUACAGCCUACUGGUCUCGCAGGGGUUUAGCAAAGAAGAAAAGGAGGAGGAGGACUUAGAAGAGCCACAACUCCAAGUGGACAGCAGGCACAUGGAGGGAAAACAUCACAAUGACAUGGAGGUUGCUGGUCCAACAACUGCAAACAUCGAAAAGGCACCCUCCUUGGUGAAAUUCCUGAAGCAGAAACUGAUGCAGGUCAAAGAGGAGUUAGCCAGGACCUCCUAGUUGAAAGAGAAGCUAGAGAUUGAAAAAGGUCACUUGGUGGUCUUGUUGCACUAGGCUAGGGAGGCAAUUCCAGAUUUGGAGCAUACGGACACAAAGGAGGAGGCCACUAGAAGCAUGCAUUCUGAUGGAGAGGAGGAUCCCUCUAAGGGGGGAGAGUGAGGAAGGGGAUUCUA
Molecule: messenger RNA, 1958 nt
Organism: Cuscuta campestris
Lineage: Eukaryota; Viridiplantae; Streptophyta; Magnoliopsida; Solanales; Convolvulaceae
Source: the annotation of a GenBank genome assembly